UCCAGCCUCACCAUCCAAUAAUCACACACUACUACCCUGCUUGUACCGGGAAGAACACCAGCUGAGCUACCUUUGCCCAGCAACACCCAUACACGUCCUAGACCCCCUUGUUUGUACGUGUAACUUAGCAAUUAAGCUCAUUUUUUACGCACUUUCACUGUCGACAUGAAGAUCACCGUGUACUCGUCCAAGGCCGUCAAGCCCGAGUAUGGCGCCUGCGGCGUUGCUCCGGGCUGCACCGCCGACGUCGUCCCGCUCACCGUGCUCGACAAGGCCAACUUCGACACGUACAUCUCGGUGAUCUACGCCUUCCACGCACCGGCGCCGCCCAACGACGUCCUCGAGGCCGGGCUGGCCAAGGCGCUGGUGGACUACCGCGAGUGGGCCGGGCGCCUCGGUGUGGACGCCAACGGCGACCGCGCGAUCAUGCUCAACGACGCCGGCGCGCGGUUCGUGGAGGCGACGGCCGACGUGGCGCUCGACAGCGUCAUGCCGCUUAAGCCCACGUCGGAGGUGCUGAACCUGCACCCGAGCGGCGACGACGGACCCGAGGAGUUGAUGCUGAUCCAGGUCACGCGCUUCCCGUGCGGGUCGCUCGUCGUGGGGUUCACCACGCAGCACAUCGUGUCCGACGGCCGCUCCACCGGCAACUUCUUCGUCGCCUGGAGCCAGGCCACCCGCGGCGCCGCCAUCGACCCCGUCCCAGUGCACGACCGCGCUUCCUUCUUCCAUCCCCGCGAACCGCUGCACGUCGAGUACGAGCACCGUGGCGUCGAGUUCAAGCCCUGCGAGAAGGUGCACGACGUUGUAUGUGGUGCUGACGGCGAAGACGACGACGAGGUGGUGGUGAACAAGGUGCACUUCAGCCGGGAGUUCAUCUCCAGGCUCAAGGCGCAGGCGUCGGCUGGCGCGCCCAGGCCGUGCAGCACCCUGCAGUGCGUGGUGGCGCACCUGUGGCGGAGCAUGACGAUGGCGCGCGGGCUCGACGGCGGGGAGAGCACCAGCGUCGCCAUCGCGGUGGACGGGAGAGCGCGGAUGAGCCCGCAGGUGCCGGACGGAUACACCGGCAACGUCAUCCUCUGGGCGCGGCCCACCACGGCGGCAGGUGACCUCGUGGCCAGGCCGUUGAAGCACGCGGUGGAGCUCAUCAGCCGGGAGGUGGCCCGUAUCAACGACGGCUACUUCAAGUCCUUCAUCGACUUCGCCAACUCCGGCGCGGUGGAGAAGGAACGGCUGGUGGCGACGGCCGACGCGGCGGACAUGGUGCUGAGCCCCAACAUCGAGGUGGACAGCUGGCUGCGGAUCCCGUUCUACGACAUGGACUUCGGCGGCGGCCGGCCCUUCUUCUUCAUGCCCAGCUACCUGCCGGUGGAGGGCCUGCUCAUCCUGCUACCGUCCUUCUUGGGCGACGGCAGCGUGGACGCCUACGUGCCACUCUUUAGCCGCGACAUGAACACUUUCAAGAACUGCUGCUACACCCUCGACUAGCUCCGCAUGACGUACCUGCCAAGUGCAAAUGUGUGCCUGAUGUCGGAUCGACGUCAGCUACUCGAGGGUGCAAAUGUGUGCCUGGAGUACUUGCCUAGUUGUAUUUUUGAAGUUCUUGAUUCAAUUGUCGUUGCUGUUUUCGAAGAGUAAAUAAACGAAAUUUUAAUCUUUCA
Triticum aestivum (bread wheat) is the source of this 1661-nucleotide messenger RNA. Its product is annotated as agmatine coumaroyltransferase-1. The transcript has a single exon. The record is from RefSeq and is a predicted model, not a curated record. Gene Ontology annotation, molecular function: acyltransferase activity, transferring groups other than amino-acyl groups. Lineage: Eukaryota; Viridiplantae; Streptophyta; Magnoliopsida; Poales; Poaceae. The coding region runs from base 166 to 1488 and encodes 440 amino acids.